GGGACUGGUGGUGACAGUGAAGCCACGGAAUUGGCAGAGUCUUUACAACUUGCACUUAACUGUUGUGGAAUUCAGACCCCAAGGCUCCUUCGGAGCGGUGUGCUCUGAAGAGAAGUAUUUUAAUCAGGAGCCAGGAAUAUUUGACAGCAUUUUCUUUGUUUCCAAUUACAGCGUUAAAGAAAACCGUCCCGCAACUAAAAUAAAAAAACUGCCUAAAAUAAAGAUUAUUGUAAGUACCAAAGAAGGAGCCUGAGAAAGAGCAAGCAAGCCUCAUGGAGGACAGUACCAGGAUGGAGAAAGAGGACUCAAGUGAAAGCCAUAUGUCAGCAUACCGACAGAGACGGUGCAUCCCCAGGGUGCUAACCUACAUCACUGGGGAUAUGAGAGAGCUUGCCAACUGGCUGAAAGACAAACCCCUGCUGCUCCAGUUCGUCGACUGGAUUCUUCGGGGCAUAUCCCAAGUGGUCCUCAUCAACAACCCCAUCAGUGGAAUCCUGAUUCUGGUGGGGUUCCUGGUGCAAAGCCCUUGGUUGGCCCUCACUGGCUGUGUGGGAACGGUGGUGUCCACCCUGACGGCCCUCUUGCUCAGUCAGGACAGGGCGGCCAUAGCGGCGGGGCUCCAUGGCUACAACGGCACGCUGGUGGGGAUCCUCAUAGCUGUCUUCUCACUCAAGGGAAAUUAUUUCUGGUUGCUGUUAAUCCCUGUGACUCUGAUGUCUAUGACAUGCCCAAUUUUCUCAAGUGCGUUGGGCUCCGUGCUCAGCAAAUGGGACCUGCCCGUCCUCACCCUGCCCUUCAACAUGGCACUGUCCAUGUACCUGUUGGCCACAGGACAUUACAACCCCUUCUUCCCGACCAAGCUGUUCACACCUGAGAGCUCCGCUCCCAAUGUCACCUGGUCUGAGCUCAGCGCCCUGUCGCUGUUGAAAGCUGUGCCUGUGGGGAUCAGCCAGAUCUAUGGCUGUAACAGCGCAUGGACCGGAGGCAUCUUCGUGUGCGCCAUCUUCCUGUCCUCCCCACUCAUAUGCCUGCAUGCAGUCAUUGGCUCGCUGCUGGGGAUAGUAGCAGGACUCAGCCUCUCGGCUCCAUUUGAUGACAUCUAUGAUGGCCUCUGUGGGUUCAACAGUGCCCUGUCCUGCAUUGCAAUCGGAGGCAUGUUCAUGGCACUCACCUGGCAGACCCACCUCCUGGCUCUUGCCUGCGCCCUGUUCACUGCCUACUUUUCAAUCAGCAUGUCCCAUAUGAUGGCUGUGUUUGGUCUGCCAGCCUGUACCUGGCCCUUCUGCUUGGCCGCGCUCCUGUUCCUCUUGAUCACCACGGGAAACCGCAACAUCUACAAGAUGCCACUGAGUAAAGUCACCUACACAGAAGAAAACCGAAUCUUCUAUCAGCAAGCUAAGAAAAGGAUGGUGGAAAGCCCUUUGUGAGAACAAGGUCAAUGUUCACCACGGCCAAGAUCACAAGGCAUAUCUGACUCCCUGCCUGGCAAACUGUCUUUUUCAUUACUAGUAACUUUCAUACUAACUGUUCGGCAAUCUGUUCUUAAGAUAUUUUGGUUUUUCAUUUUAGACUCCAUGAACAUCUUCAGAUAUGGGAGCACUCUAGCCCAUGGGUGUGCUCUGGCUGGGGAAUUUAAAACUCUAAUGGGUCCUUGGCACUAGGACUGUCACAUGCUUAUGAGUCGUGGUGCUCCAACAAAAAGACGGGAGACUGGAGCUAGAUAUUGAUUUAUUUUUAUGGGUUCAUUAUAUUUGAUUGCUUAGAUGACGCUAACAGUAUUAAACAUUAAGCUCUAUGAACCAACUGAGCCUCAGGUGAAUGGAACUCACAGUCACAAAAUCAAGGUCAACCUGGUAUUCUCAGCUAAGCAGGCUGGCUUGUUAAAAUCAAUAUAAGUUACACAUUGGAGCCAUGGUUAGCAUUGGGGAUGGGGGUGGGGAGACAGGAGUGGGGCAGAUUGUUCACGGAGCUUAUUCCUGUCUUCCUCAGUCUUGAUGUUUGGGGAUGGGAGAUGUUGAGGGUUUGUUUUUUCAGGCUGAUGAAGCUGCAGGAGAGACAAAGAGAUUUAAUUAGUACAAUUUUUCUGUUUUGUCACUUUCCUUAGAAAGCUGAAAAGGUUUUUUUUUAACUGUAUUUUUUCUUUCUUAGAGUAGCUUUGUUUUUCAGUGAGAUAAAAUAAGAGAAGUUCUUGGCUUACUCAGUUUCUUGAUAUUUAAGAACGUUUCUGUUUUUAUAAAAUACCAUAGUUAGAUUUGUGUUAGUCCCUAAACUGAUUUUUUAAUGCCACCAAUGCAUUAAAAUCAAGUCAUCCACAUCCAAGGAGCCCUUACAAUCACAUUUUCUAUUCAUCUGAGGUAUGAUGUGUUAUAAAGACUGAAAGUGAAGGCCAACGCUCCUCCAGAAGUUUUGAAGCUGUUGAAAAUCUUUACUUUUCUACUGAAAAAACAAAAUCAUUCUUGUCCACAUAUUUACCAGACUCUUGCUCAGGAGCCAAGAGUAUCUGAAUAACCAAAGAAAUCCAAGUAAGUAAAAUAUUGUGCUGUUUUGCCAACUAAACAUUACCCAUUCUAUAAAGAUCCAGUAACCCGAUAGGCUGAAAAUGGUGGUGGAAAGUAUGUUUAUCACCUUCCACCUGAAUUUGUAUCAACUCUGCAUUUUGGAGGAUGAGAAAUUGUGACAGUCUGGAAUCCUCAAGGUUUUCCUGAGCUUGCGAUGCUCAGUGCAAAAUGCAGUGUGCUGGACGAAACAAUGACAAGAAAGGAGAAGUCACCUUACUGAUAUGUGAAGGAGAAAUUCACUUCUUUUUCUCAGGAAAACACUGUUUCCAUCAUAAAACCCUGUCACCAAAGAAUCUUCGAAACCAUGAAUCUGAAGCAGUCAUAAAGUUAUGUAUAUUUCUGUGGGGAAAGUCAAUUUUCAAUGUUUGAACUGAAUUUAUUCAGAAGGGAAUUUAUGAAAUGAAAGAUGAGGGAACAGAUGUGGAUAAAGAAGCAGCAUCAGUUAAGACAACCAGCAGGGACACCAAGGGUCCAUGUAUUGGAUGUAACAUUCAGCUCAUGUGCUAAGUACAUGCUUCUUCCCUGUGUGCUCUCAGACUUGUAAAUAGGAAUAUUGAAAGUCUUAUAUAUUUGCUACUUUAAAUGGCCUUUAUUUUCCCAAGCUAUUUUUGUUAUUGAGUAUUGUUCUAAAAUUAAGUAUUUUAUUCAUUUUUUGAGAGAACCCUUGAAUUCUUUCAUAUUUUUCAUUUAACCAAUUUCUAUGCAAGAGUGUUAAUAAAUAAUACAGCUCAG
Molecule: messenger RNA, 3290 nt
Organism: Sorex araneus (European shrew)
Lineage: Eukaryota; Metazoa; Chordata; Mammalia; Eulipotyphla; Soricidae
Product: urea transporter 1
Exons: 9
Coding region: 273-1427 (384 amino acids)
Biological process (GO): urea transmembrane transport
Cellular component (GO): membrane
Molecular function (GO): urea transmembrane transporter activity
Source: RefSeq, a predicted model, not a curated record